GAGUAUCUGUCAAUAACCGGAGCUGCGUCGAUAAACAUGGCGGCCAAGGGGCUUCGGCAGCGAACCAGGCGAGGCAGCAGACAAGAUGCAAACAACGUCAACCUCCCCCCCGACACCCGGCCACCGAAGGAGGAGAAAGGGGCCGAGGACAGUAAAAUCACAGAGACCCGACAAGAGUCAGUAAGUCGUGGAGGUCAGGUUUGGGCUCCGGAAGGCUCCACUGCCUUUAAAUGCCUGCUCUCAGCACGUUUCUGUGCAGCUUUGCUCAGCAACAUCUCAGACUGCGAUGAGACUUUCAACUACUGGGAGCCUAUGCACUACCUGCUUUAUGGUACAGGGAUGCAAACAUGGGAAUAUUCUCCAUUGUACGCCAUCAGGUCCUACGCUUAUUUGUGGUUACAUGCUCUUCCUGCUUGUUUGCAUGCUCAUGUACUCCAGACAAACAAGGUGUUGGUGUUCUACUUUGUACGAUGUGUCUUAGCAUUCUCCUGCUGUGUCUGUGAACUCUAUUUCUACAAGGCAGUUUGUAAGAAGUUUGGUUUGCAUGUGGGCCGUCUGAUGUUGGCUUUCCUUGUCCUGAGCACUGGCAUGUUCUGCUCAUCUGCAGCAUUCCUGCCGUCCACCUUCUGUAUGUAUACGACGUUAGUUGCUAUGACGGGAUGGUUUCAGGACUCGACUCCGUUAGCCGUUACAGGUGUGGCUGCCGGCGCCAUAGUAGGAUGGCCGUUCUCUGUUCUGAUUGGGGUUCCCAUUGCCUUCGACCUGCUGGUGUUGAAGAGGCAGUGGAAAAGUUUUAUCACCUGGUGUGCUGUUGCGUUACUGCUACUACUGGUACCUUUGGUGGCUGUGGACUCUUUCUUUUAUGGCAAACUGGUCAUUGCUCCUCUCAAUAUAUUGCUGUACAAUGUGUUCACACCACAUGGGCCUGAUCUGUAUGGUACAGAGCCCUGGCAUUUCUACUUUCUAAAUGGAUUCCUGAACUUUAACCUCGUGUUUGCACUGGCGCUGUUUGCUCUGCCCCUCACUGCCCUCAUGGAGACACUGUUACACAGAUUUAAUGUUCAGAACCUGGGCCGUCCAUAUUGGCUGACUCUGUCUCCGAUGUAUCUGUGGAUGCUGGUUUUCUUCACCCGACCUCAUAAAGAAGAACGGUUUCUCUUUCCUAUCUACCCCCUCAUCUGCCUCAGCGGGGCAGUGGCCCUCUCCUCUCUGCAGAAAUGCUACCACUUCCUGUUUCAGCGUUAUCGAUUGGAGCAUUACACCGUCUCCUCUAACUGGUUGGCUUUAAGUGCAGUCGUGGUCUUCACGGUGCUGUCACUGUCUCGCUCUGUUGCGCUCUUUAGAGGUUACCACGCCCCUCUGGACCUUUACCCAGAGUUCUACCGCAUCGCUAAGGAUCCAACGCUUCAUUCGGUCCCUGAAGGCAGGCCUGUUAGCAUAUGUGUGGGAAAAGAGUGGUACCGCUUCCCCAGCAGCUUCCUCAUACCACGCAACUGGCAGUUGCACUUCAUUCAGUCUGAGUUCAAAGGUCAGCUUCCUCAGCCAUACUCAUCUGGUCCCCUGGCCACACAGAUUAUCCCAGCCAACAUGAAUGACCAGAACCUGGAAGAACCAUCAAGAUAUGUGGAUUUACGACAGUGCCACUACUUGGUCGACUUAGACACAGAUGAAGAGACGCCACAUGAGCCACGUUAUUCCUCCAACAAAGAAGAGUGGAAUAUCAUUGCUUAUAAGCCAUUCCUUCAGGCAUCAAGGUCAUCUCCCAUUUUCCGAGCAUUCUACAUCCCAUUUAUAUCAGAACAUCAUACCACCUACAGACGCUACGUCAUCUUGAAACCGCGGCGGCAAAAGCAGGCCCGUAAGCGGAGCCAUGGCUAACCUUUGAACCAGCCCAGUGUUCAGAGAGUCCGGACAAAUGGAAUCAGUCACUUCCCCUCAAAUCGGCUGGUAUUUGUGCGUGAGUGCAUAUACAUGUUCUGAAGUAUUGUCUCUUAAAAUGUUUGAGGAUACCUGACCCUUUAAAGACAUUUAAGUCUGCUUUUGGGCUUACAUGUGUGUGAACGAGUAAAACAUUUUGUAUGUAUGCAGGUGUGCUUGACAGAUAUCAGCUGGACCUGUUUGUCAACGGUUUUAUCUCAGUUUCUCUGUGCGUGUUUGUAAAUGAAUAUCUUACGGUGGAUGCGCAUUACAACAUUUUAUUUAUCCAUGGGCUGACGCAAAAUUUCUUUUUGUACUGAACUUGAAUAUGUGGACCUGAAAUGUGAAAUUGCUGAUAAUUACUUUGAGAAAUCUUGUUUUGUUCUCACACAGCACUUCAACAGUAUCUGCUUUGUCAGGUGUGGGUUGUAAAGAUGAAUGAGUGUGUGAGUGCAUGAUUAAUUUAAUUUGGAAUGUUAAUAAAAUCUGAUUGACUGCAAAC
Molecule: messenger RNA, 2419 nt
Organism: Sphaeramia orbicularis (orbiculate cardinalfish)
Lineage: Eukaryota; Metazoa; Chordata; Actinopteri; Kurtiformes; Apogonidae
Gene: alg9
Product: ALG9 alpha-1,2-mannosyltransferase
Exons: 15
Coding region: 37-1878 (613 amino acids)
Biological process (GO): protein N-linked glycosylation
Cellular component (GO): endoplasmic reticulum membrane
Molecular function (GO): alpha-1,2-mannosyltransferase activity
Source: RefSeq, a predicted model, not a curated record